AAUGCCUGCCAAUGGCUUACGGAAGCAACAUAUCACGCCAGCCUCCACCAGAAGUCAGUCGUAGAACCUAUCUCUGGGAGCGAUUUCUAUUUUCUUCCAGACCUUCCCGUUUCUCCCCCCCCCCCCCCCCCCACACACACACGACAUCCCCUUGUAGAUUCAGCUUUGUAGUACCAACUGAUCAUCUCGGACAAUGCCUUCAAGCUUAGACCCAAUUACUGGCAUAGGCGUGAGGAUAUCGCUAGUAGUUUGUUGCCUCCUUCUCAUUUCUAUGCUUCUAGUUUCUAGUGGGGGUAAAUAUGGGCCACGCACAUGGAGCUCUCGUCUCGCAAAGAGAUCAGAUUUGUUCAACCAAAAGCAUUCAACCAGGCCACAAAGCCAGAGAGGGUUGGCAUUAGAACAAAGGUCUCGUUCAGAACACCAAAGACACACACAACCAGGGAACGAAGCAGCAAGCCAACGCCAACGAGUCAGGCGAAUUCACCGACGUCAAGUCGUAACCGACCCAGCAGACCCGACAACGGCUUCUCCAAUGCCGAAUGUUACACUGCAGCCUACAACAGCUCUGCAAGUCAGUGCAGAUGGAUUGGGAGCUGUGAACUUCAAGGGCAAUGCAGACAUUGUCGGUCAGAUGCACAAUACGACAGGAAGUGGCUGGUUGAGACAGGAAUAUUCUUAUGAGAAUGGUAGUGCUUUUGGUACACUCUUUGAUGUACCACCGUCUCAAACUAUCAACACAACAAUGGUCGAGGCUACUGUUGAUGUUGCUCCAAUGGGCACCAAUACACUCAUGACAUUUGAUAUAUCAAUUGUAAAUGGACUGGAUCUCAUAGAGGGCACGGCGUUUCGGAUCAGGGCAGUGGUAGAUGGCUUUUCAUUUACGUCAAGCUUUUUCUUUGUGGCAAUCUUCGACGAUGGUAUACUGAAUAGCUCUGAAAGCACCACAGCUACACAGCCUACGACCAAUACCAGCUCUAGUAUGCGGGCAACAACCACUAUAGCUACCCGGGUGACUGCCGCUAGUACCACUAAUGACAAUGUUACCGUGGUUACCACCACUGCUAGUACCACUAAUGACAAUGGUACCGUGGUUACCACCACUGCUAGUACCACUAAUGACAAUGGUACCGUGGUUACCACCACUGCUAGUACCACUAAUGACACUGUUACCACCACUGCUACGAAUACAAGUGGACAAAAUGUAUCGAGUGGAACGGCAACGGCAACACCAGCAAUGGUGAUGUCGACCGAUGGCAGCAGCGACACGACGCCGGUCACUGCCAGUGAAGGAGCUACACUGCAGAAUGGCACUGUGCCGGAGGAGGCGUUUCAAGAUGCAAGUUCCGACAGCACAGUAGCCCUGGCAUCGUCUAUCCCAGCAGGUGUUGCUGCGGUACUUGCGCUUGCCGGCUUUGUGGCGUAUCGCUACAAGAUAAACAGACGGGGAAGCGUCGAUCUUCCACUCGUCUCCUACGCUGUCGAGAGGCCGGCAGCAAAGAUGCCCAUCGCACCAAUGGCAUCUUUCGAAGAGCUUGACGAGAACGGGGAAGAGAUCUACACAUCAGCUGUAUACAUGGGCGAGGAUGAUGGUGAUACGCAGGACGACAUCUACGCUGCUGUACCGCCGUCGUCAGCCCAACAGAUCCAAGAUGAUGAUUCCGACAGCAGUGUUACUCAACAGCCGGGAAAGGCCAACUUGACACUGCUGAACCUGACCAAGGCGGCAGCCGGCGUCGCCACUAGGCACUCUUUACGCAGUCACGGUGGAAUGUCCAUCUACAGUACGGCGGUGUCCCUGGAUGGUGAGCAGCAUACACCGACCCCAAGCGAUAACGACUCUUUUUACAGUGCUGCAGUUACUGUAUCGCCCACCAGCCAGGCGUCUGAGUACACUGGUAGGUAUGAUACCACAGCACAAGAGCAUACAGACGGUGAAAACACAGCUGGUGCGCUCCUCCCAAAGAGCACUAGCCACUACAGCAUCUGCACGCGCAAAAUGCCCCCAGCGAAGCCUAGGCGAGAGUCACUAUCCAGCCUAUCUACCUCGUCGGUGUACCACAUGCAGUGUAUCGUGGCUGAAGCAGCAGAGGCGACCAAGGCAAAAGGCGAGGGCAAACGAGCAGCAUCACGCCAUAACUCCACACCGGUGAGCCAGGCUGAGUACGAUGCCCUGUCUGAAAUUCUGAAUGUGAUAAGUCCUCCCACCGAACACACAGCUGCCCUUCAGACAGACGACCGACCUGAGCCAGCGAAUAAAGACGACAAAUCUUCAGCCAAGAUGCCCGAAAUAUCUCGGGCAGCUCAGGCUCCACCCGAAAAACCUGGCAAUGUGAUAGCGUUAUCUGCAGGCGAGUUGGGUCUUGAGGAAGAAGUCUACCUAGCACCUCGACAGGGAACCGGCGCUUACCAGAGCACAAGAGAGAAAGUGGAAUCUAGGACGAGUGGUCAUGGCUUCAGCGUGGCACUCACUCUCGCAGUGCCCAAGAAGGGAGGUACCGAUGCAGCGGCAGCGACAGCAGCAACCGAAGGCGCUGAUCACCUUGACGUCGAAAAUCUGUACGCCCCUCCGGUCGACGAGAAUGCUAUUGGCCAACGCCACAACACCGUUGAUAGUGUUGGCUACAUGGCACCCAAAGACGUCCGCAAGAAGAUCAACAUGCUGAGAGCUUCGGCUGCAGCUCCGUUUUCUAGUGAAAUCUACAGCGACAUACCGCUCACUGCGUCCAAGCUGAGCAUUACCAGCAUAGCACUUAGUGACCGUGAAGCCAGCAGUGCGUCCAGUCACGGUGGCGCUAGCAGUACUGAAGAAGAUGAUACACGUGAUACUAAACCGUUGUCGGCCGGUACGUCAUCAGGUGUUUGCUUCAGGGACCAGCCUAGCCAGGAUGGAAACAAAGGCAAUGUCUAUCGGUCCGUGGACAAAAAGCAGAGAAAAUCCAGUCUGAGGCAUAAGAUGACCCUGAAGCUGAAGAGCCGCGAACGGCACAAGGGUAGAAAGGAUCACAAGCGAUCUGACUCCCUGAAAGAAGUCUGAGUGUUUGCAUGCAGCGGAAAAACGUUCCACAAACACAUCAUGAAUCAUAUCACCGAGUCCGCAGCUACGAGGCUUUUAUAGCCAAUGCGCUGCUAGUGGAAGUUAGACAAGUUCUGGCCGGAUCACGGUGCACUGGGCGGAUAGUCCUUCCACCGAGCUAAAUUCAGGCAUUCAGAUUCUGCUGCUCUGACAUACACACGCACGCACGCAUGCCCCCCCCCCCACACACACAUGUACAUACACACACCUCUGUUACGCAUAUUCCCCCAGCCUGUGUGGGGACGUAUUUACGAGCCCUGGCUAUACAGAGCUGCUUCCCAGGCUAUUGGUGAGCUGCAUACAAGUGUCAUGACAAUGAACACUAGGCUGCAACCCUUGAACCGUGAUAGGGAUAUUAUGACUGGCUGCUGCUGCUUCUGCUUAUAGUAAAGUUACUCCACAUGGCUUCCAGCACUAGUAGAACCGUGUUAUUAUCUUCUAUAAAUAGUGUACGUGCCACUGUACUGCAUGCAUGAGAGUAACAACCGGCAAUAUGCCUGCACCCACGCUAUGGCCAAACUAAUGAGAGCUCACGACUGCCCUGCAUUUGCCCCUCCAUAAAAUCUAAUUCCGCUGUCAAUGAAAUGUACACGUAAAAAAGUAAAAAAACCCAUUGUGUUCUGAUUGAAAAUGCACGACACGAGUUGACCAAUCAAUACUUCAAGCACCAUAGAUGUUUGCAUGGCCGGAACUUGGGCUACAUGAUGUACAUAUCAACCAACGUUCACACAGCAUUAGAGCAUGUUGCUUUCUGUUUCUUCGGACAGCAACUGAAACAUAUUAAAGUUGAAUAGAUUACGGUGAUAUUAAAUUUUUUUA
Molecule: messenger RNA, 3892 nt
Organism: Sycon ciliatum
Lineage: Eukaryota; Metazoa; Porifera; Calcarea; Leucosolenida; Sycettidae
Exons: 7
Coding region: 194-3034 (946 amino acids)
Source: RefSeq, a predicted model, not a curated record